AUGAAAUAUUUGUUAGAUAUUUUAUUACAUGUAGUAUUAUUUACUAUAUUUUUAAAAGCACAUAAAACUUCUUUGAAACAAAGAAAAUCAUCCUCUAAUAAUGUUGGAGAAAGUAGUCGUCUUCCAGAUGAUCCAUUUAAAGUUACUUAUUAUCUACUAAAUAUAAAAGUUUUUUAUGAAUGCAAUGGUUUUGUUUUUACAGAACACAGUAAUGUAAUGCAUUAUUAUAAACAAUUAACUAAUUCAUUAUUUAAAAAUAAAAAAAUAAAACCUAAAGGAGGUCAAAGAAUAGAUAUUACUAAAUUUCAAAACGUAUUUAAAAUAGCAGAAUAUAGUUAUAAUAGUGUUAUAAGAAAAAAUCCAUUUAGUAGUAAAAUUUGGAACACUAUAUGGUAUACUUGUGAUUACUUUUGUUAUUCAUUUAAUAAUUUUAAUGCAUUAAAAGUAGGAUUAUUUAAUGAAAUAAACGAAUAUAGAAGAGUUCAUGGUGUUCAUAAACUUACUGAACAUGUUAUACUUAGUAGAAUAGCUGAAAAAGAAGCAAUACAUUCUUCAAAACAAAAUAAAAAUUCUAAAUGUAGUCAUAAAUGGCUUGGAUGUUAUAUUUUUAUUUAUAACAAAUUUGAAGCAAAUAAAAUUAUUAAACCAAGGUAUAAUAUCUUUCUUAGUGAAUAUAAGUGGAAUAAUAAUCGACAAAUUGCUGAUUUAUUCUUUAUAACACAAUGUAUUUGGAAAAAGACAAAAUCAAUUGGUAUUGGUGUUCAAUUGAAAGGUAAUUAUAUAUAUGUUGUCUUUACAUUUUUACCUAAAGGAAAUGUUAAUGGUGAAUAUCUUCGAAAUGUUCAACCUAUUAGUGAAAAAGUAAUUCAUAUGUAUAAUUUGUUUAAAAAUCAUCUAUAA
Molecule: messenger RNA, 900 nt
Organism: Strongyloides ratti
Lineage: Eukaryota; Metazoa; Nematoda; Chromadorea; Rhabditida; Strongyloididae
Product: CAP domain-containing protein
Exons: 2
Coding region: 1-900 (299 amino acids)
Source: RefSeq, a predicted model, not a curated record